AUGGAUCAGAAAAAUAAACGCCACAUUGGCAGCGUAUCAAAUAACCGGUUUCUCGUCGGCAUUACCGUCGUCGGAUUAUUUGCCGGCGCAAUAUCCAUCAUCCUUUUCAUCGGCAUUGUCGAAACUCCUCUCUCUUUCUUCUGCAACAAUACCAUGAACUUGCAAGCCAAGAAAUCAAGUACUAGUAUCAAUCCAUCCACGUGGAUGGAGCUCCAAAGGAAGGCCAUCGUUCAUUACGCAACCUCCCGGGUGGUCCCACAACAAUCUCUCAAGGAGAUCCAGAUUUCGUUGCGGGAACUCAAUGCCCGAACCCCAUGCAAUUUCCUGGUGUUCGGACUCGGGCACGACUCCAUCAUGUGGGCCUCGCUCAACCCGGGCGGGUCCACAUUGUUCCUCGAAGAAGAUCCCAAGUGGGUCGACACGGUCCUACGUGGCGCUCCGCAUCUCCGGGCUCACACCGUCAAGUACCGUACUCAGCUGUCGCAGGCCGACGAGCUCCUGGAUCAUUACCGGGCCGAACCGGAGUGUUGGCCCAACAAGUCUUUCAUUCACGGGAACCAGAAAUGUAGGCUCGCGUUGAAUAUGCUGCCGGAGGAAGUGUACGAGAAGGAGUGGGACCUGAUCAUGAUUGAUGCUCCGAGAGGGUAUUUCCCGGAAGCCCCCGGGAGGAUGUCGGCGAUUUACUCGGCGGCCGUCAUGGCGAGGAACCGGAAGGGAUCCGGUGUGACGCACGUGUUCUUGCACGACGUGGACCGGAAGGUGGAGAAAGUUUAUUCCGACAAGUUUUUAUGCCCCAAGUAUUUGAAAGAGUCCGCCGGGAAGCUUCGGCAUUUUGAGAUUCCGGCCGCGAAAAAAUCGGAGGACAAGGAGUUUUGCUAG
Molecule: messenger RNA, 879 nt
Organism: Oldenlandia corymbosa var. corymbosa
Lineage: Eukaryota; Viridiplantae; Streptophyta; Magnoliopsida; Gentianales; Rubiaceae
Source: the annotation of a GenBank genome assembly